Molecule: messenger RNA, 615 nt
Organism: Guyanagaster necrorhizus
Lineage: Eukaryota; Fungi; Basidiomycota; Agaricomycetes; Agaricales; Physalacriaceae
Exons: 3
Coding region: 114-491 (125 amino acids)
Source: RefSeq, a predicted model, not a curated record
UUCAAUCAUGAGACCAAGACUGGCAGUAUGGUCUGCUACGCCAAGCGAAAUUGUUCCGCUAUCUAAUCACCUCCCACCCUUCACCGAAGUAGUCUUUGAGUUCGUCCGCUACGAUGGAAGGACCUGGAAGGCUCACAGGAAAGGUAGUCAUCAUUACAGGAGCCGCUAUGGGUCUCGGAAGAACGAUAUGUACGCGACAUGUCAAAGAAGGAGCUGGUGUCAUGUUCAUGGACAUCGACGCCCAGGCAGGCGAAGCCGAGGCGUCCAAAAACCCCGAAAUGACCGUCUUGGUGAAGAGCGAUGUCCGUUUGAUCACCGAUUGGGAAAAGGCGAGCGCCGUUGUGCUACAGAGAUUUGGAAAUAUUGAUAUCGUCAUACUGCUGAACCUUGAUAACGAAUUGAUCAUUUAUAUCCGUAUAGAACAGCGCUGGAGUACAGGCCAAGGAGAAGGAAAUAACCUUACUACACCUGGUAUCGGAGGAGACGUAUGAUGAUCUCUUCAGCGCCUUGCUCCAAACAGCCCACACGCUUCUGAUUUAAAACCUCCUACAGCCUAUACAUAUCUGGGCCAAAGUCAUUAUCCCCAUUUUCUUAAGGCAGGGAAGCAGUGUCAUC